CUCUCUCUCUCUCUUCUCUCGCUCUCUCUCUCAAAUAAAAAGGCCUUCAAUAUUGAUACAAAAGAAUAUACAAUUGGGACUUAUGAGUUGUGAAAUUCUGUAGUGGGUUUUCUUGUUUCAUUUUCAUGUAUUAUUCAGCUGCCAAUAACAACAGAAGAAGAAGAUCAAGAAUAAUAUGGAGGUGAUGGAAUCAGAUCAUGUUCAUCAUGCAAUUGAAGAGCAACAAGAACAACAGCAUUUUCAUGUCUUGGCUGUGGACGACAGUCUCAUAGACAGAAAGCUCUUGGAGAGGCUCCUUAAGGUUUCUUCAUACAAAGUGACUUGCGUAGAUUCCGGAGACGAAGCUCUGAAGUAUCUGGGUUUGGUUGAUGAUGACGUGGACAAAAAUUCUCCUGCUUCUAGUUCUUCAUCGUCUUCCCCACAGUCACCGGCACAAGAUGGAUUAAAAGUCAACUUGAUCAUGACGGACUAUUGUAUGCCCGGGAUGAGCGGGUAUGAUUUACUUAAACGCGUCAAGGGAUCUUCUUGGAAAGACGUACCAGUUGUAAUCAUGUCAUCAGAGAAUGUACCGGCCAGAAUCAGCAAAUGCUUGGAAGGAGGUGCUGAGGAGUUUCUCUUAAAACCUCUUCAGUUAUCAGAUCUAAAGAACCUUGAGCACUACCUUCUCAAACCCCUUCACCAUUCUUGCCAAAGCAACAUAAUUUCCGACAUAGCAGCGGAAGACGACGGCGUUGAUAGCAGCGACGACAACAUUAAUAACGACAUCAUAGACAGUAAAAGCAGCAGCAGCAGCAGCAACAACAACAACAGUAUUAUCAAUAAGAGGAAGGCAGUAUCUCCAGAGCCGUCGGAGAGAAGACCCAGAGCCAAAGGAUUAGCUGUCGUAUGAAAAAGUUAAUUUAAGGAGAGUACUUUUCAAAGGCGGUCGUGGGUGAAAAUUCAUCAAAGUCACGCUAUAUCUGAAUCCCAAUAUAUGUAUUAUCCGGUGACGUUCCAAUAUCAUGUCACUUUGGAGAGUAUAUAGGUAUAGCUUUAGUUAAAUAUAAUAUGUUUGCGCAGUUUUUUUGGCGGCCAAAGUUUUUUUUUU
Morus notabilis is the source of this 1087-nucleotide messenger RNA. Its product is annotated as two-component response regulator ARR17. The coding region runs from base 176 to 889 and encodes 237 amino acids. The record is from RefSeq and is a predicted model, not a curated record. NCBI's taxonomy places the organism in Eukaryota, Viridiplantae, Streptophyta, Magnoliopsida, Rosales, Moraceae. Gene Ontology annotation, biological process: cytokinin-activated signaling pathway; phosphorelay signal transduction system. The transcript has 6 exons.